AUGCCUUCAACAAACGAUCAUUAUGAUGAAGAGAAAACAGUCUACAUCAUUCAUGAAAAUGAUUUAUGGAUACCUCCAUUUUGCGAAGCGUUUGAUCAAUUGGGUUUAAAGUACGUAGAAUGGAAUAUAAAUUCGUCUCAUACAUUUUCCAUCAAUAAUUCACCUCCAAAGAAUAGUUUAUAUUUUAAUCGUAUAUCACCAUCAUCGCAUACAAGAAAUCAUCGAUACGCAUGUGAAUAUACAUCCCAACUAUUAGAUUGGCUACGAUUGCACAAUUGUCGUAUUAUUAACGAUAAUCGUGCUCUUACAUUAGAAUUAUCAAAAGUUAAACAAUAUGCUGAAUUAAAAAAAUGGAAUAUUAAAGUGCCCAAAACAGCUGUAGUUUGUAAUGUAGAUAUAAUGAAUUCAACAACAUUUGAUCAAAAACAAUUUAUUCAAAAAUUAAAAGAGGCAGCAAAAAUAAAUUUUUAUGAUGAACAAACGGGAAAAUGGACACAAUUUAUCACUAAACAUAAUCGAGCUGGAAAAGGUCUUGGUGUUCAUUUAUUUACAAAUGAUGUAGAAUUAGAAAAACAUUUUUUAACAUUAUUCAAUGAACUAAAAGAAAAUGGAGUCAAAAAUGUUGAAGAAGAAUUAUCAAUCGAUGGCAUUUAUUUGUUACAACGAUUUAUUAAAUCAAAAGAACAUACGAUUAACCGUGCUGAAUUUAUCGGUUACAAGAAUAUGUAUGUAAUUCAAGUAGAUACCUUGCAAGGAUUUCAAUUGUGUCCAAGUGAUGCAUGUCGAAAACAACAACAACAAGAUAAAAAUUUAGUUAAACAAAGUGUUGAUACAAUUCAACAUGGUUUCGAUAUUCGUGAUCCAAAAACAUUAACAAAUAAAGAAAAUGAAUUAAUCCAAAGUUUAGAAGGAUUUUUACGUAAACAUGAAAUUGAAAUAGCCGGUAUUGAAUAUAUUGAAGACAGUGAAACUGAUCAAUUGUACGUAUACGAUAUUAACUGUAAUACAAAUUAUAAUGUUGCGGCAGAAAAACGUUUUUAUGCACAAAUGCAUGGUGUAGUACGAUUAGGUGAAUAUUUUCAAAAACAAUUAGAAACUUUGUAA
This is a messenger RNA of Didymodactylos carnosus, 1104 nucleotides long. The record is from the annotation of a GenBank genome assembly. NCBI's taxonomy places the organism in Eukaryota, Metazoa, Rotifera, Eurotatoria, Philodinida, Philodinidae.